This is a messenger RNA of Auxenochlorella protothecoides, 3846 nucleotides long. Its product is annotated as ATP-dependent DNA helicase RecG. Gene Ontology annotation, molecular function: DNA helicase activity; nucleic acid binding; ATP binding. NCBI's taxonomy places the organism in Eukaryota, Viridiplantae, Chlorophyta, Trebouxiophyceae, Chlorellales, Chlorellaceae. Gene Ontology annotation, biological process: DNA repair. The record is from RefSeq and is a predicted model, not a curated record. The coding region runs from base 1 to 3846 and encodes 1281 amino acids. The transcript is spliced from 16 exons.
AUGCUGCUGCGCAGUCUGACGGACUGUGUGCGUGCCGUGCAUCCCCGCUCCCGGCCUUCGGGGACAUGGAGGGGCAUGCAGAGGCGACUGCAUGGUGCCCAAUCGGCCUCAUUCAGCGGCCAGGAGGCCGCUCCGCCCGGGCCGCGCCCAGCGCAGCCCAGCGUGCCGUCCAGCGCCACCCCCCUCCCGGACAUCCUGGCCAGCCUCCAGUCCGGCAUCGACUUCGAGCGCGCCCGCGGCUUCGUGAAUGCGCAGGGCAGACGCCGCGUGUUCAGCGACUUCCUGCACGACUCCCUGCUCCAGCUGGCGGCCCGGGUCGAGCAGGAGAGCCCGCGUCGGCGACUGCGGGCUGCCCUGGCCCCGGCCCGGCGCUACGGCGACCUGAACGAGGGCAUGCGAAGGCUGGCCCUGCAGGAGCUGGUGGAGGUGCUGCAGGAGGUCGCCCAGCCCCCGGCGACAAGCGCGGCGUCCGAUUCCGCAGCGCCAGCACCGGCAGGGAGCGAGGCCGCCGUGCCAGUUCCACUUGCGGCCGAGCCCAGGCACCCGUCGCCAGAGACCCGGGCCCCAAACGAUGCACGGCCGCGCCCUGGCGCCACCGAUGUGGCCCCAGCCGCCCAAUCGCAGCACUGGCACCCCGCAGAUGCUGGGAGGGGGGAGUACACCGACACCGCCGGGUUCGUGCUGGACCUGGAAACAACCGGCGUCAGUGUAUACAAAGACUGUGUGGCGGAGAUAGCCCUCUUGUGCCUCAGCACCGGUCGCCAGCUGUCCACCCUCGUGCGGCUGCCGGCAGGCACUAACAUGUCGAGACAGGCCGAAGCCGUCAACAACCUGAGCAACGCGAUGCUGAGCGCCCCGGGCGUGCCCACCUUUGAGGAGGCCUAUGCCCAAGUAGUGGAGUUCAUUCAAGUGCAGACUGCCGCACUGGGGCCAGGCGCCAUCCCCCUCAUCUGUGGCCACAGGGUGGCCGACUUUGACCUGUUGCUGCUGGCAAACCAGGCUCGCCGCUCGGGCCUGGCGCCGCUGGAACGUAUUCUCAUUCUGGACACCCUGAAGCUGGCAAACGUGCUGCGGCCUCCCAAGCUGGACAAUCUCAAGCUGGGGACGCUGUACACACACUUCACCGGCAAGGAUCCGGAGAACGCGCACCGGGCGAUGCAGGAUGUGCUGGCCAACAGGGAUGUACUGCAGGGCCUGCUGCAGUACGCCGACGCAUGGCAAGGCGAGCGGCGGUCGUUCGCCAGGCUGCACGACCUGCCGCUCAGCCUGGCGAGGGAGGUGCUGACCUGGCCGGCCGCCGCAAGCGACAGCCAGCCCAAGAGGAGCCGCCGUCCCGGCGGCGCUGCCCCCUCCACCCCCGCCGCGCCGGCUCGCCAGGGCUUGCAGGCCUUUGGCGGCGGGGGUGCAGCGCAAUGCAGCCUCCUCGGCGGCGAUCCCAGCAUCCGGGCCCCGGGCCGGCCCGACACUGAUCUCGCGUCGGCGCUGGAUGGCGUGCGGCGCGCUCAGUCUGGCGAGGGGCACCUAGGCGUAGCCUCGACACCCCCGCCAAUGGCGGGCAUGGACCUGUGGCGCGCCGCCCUGGCCAGUGCCGACGCCGCGCCGUGCUUUCUCGACACUCCGCUGGCCGGCAUCCGAGCGCCGCACAAGUUCACCCCGCGCCAGCUCAUGGCUCUGGAGCAGGCGGGCCUGCACACGCUGCGUGACCUGGUGGAGUGCUACCCCCGCGACUUCACGGUGUGCGAGUUUGGCAGGCUCCCCGAGCCGGGCGUGGAUGGGGAGCAGCCCAUCUGCCUGCCCGCGCGCCUCGCCUCCGUCACGCACAAGCCGCUAAGGAGCGCCGCGGUGCUGGAGGCGGUCUAUGAACCCGACCUGGACCUCUGCGGUCCCGCAGCAACAGCACUUACCGAGGGCGGGGACCCAACGCGCCAGCCCCGCAUCCUGCUGCAGAAGUGGCGGGGCGGCCCCGCUGCGCGCUUUCUUUACCACGAGCUGAGAGAGCUGCGGGGCUUAGUGGGCCACGGGGCGGUGCUGGUGGGCGUGGUGCAGCCCAGCGGCAGCUGGAAGGCCGGGAAGCGCGACGAAUGGUCCCUCACCGAGCAGGGGCACCAGGUGCUGGCGGGCGGUGAGGAGAGCGUGGCGGAGCUGCGCAUGCGGGGCGGGCUGGUGCAGGCCACCUACAGCGCGCGGGGCAGCCUCAAGUCCAACGCCAUGGCGGCGGCGGCGGCCAAGGCCCUCAAGACCCUGGAGGCCGCAGAGGCAAAGUGGGAGGAUCCGCUGCCGGAGGGAGUAAGGAGGAGCCAGGGCCCAGGCUCCCUGCCCUACCUCGAGGCCCUCAAGGGCAUCCAUUGUCCACGAAGCGAGGCAGACAUCGCCGCAGCGCGGGAGCGCCUGGCCUUCCAGGAGCUCUUCAUGCUGCAGCUCAACCUACUCCUCCAGAGGUCCCUGCUCAGGGAGGCGGCCUACGAUCCCCAGGGCGCGCUGCUGGCGGUGGCCACCCAGGACCACGAUCUGGUGGCGCUGGCGCAGCGGGCGCUGCCAUACCGCCUGACUGCGGGCCAGUGCGCGGCGCUGGCCCAGAUUCAGGCGGAGAUGGGCGAGGGGCGCGGCCGGCCCAUGGCCAGCCUGCUCCAGGGGGACGUUGGCUGCGGCAAGACCAUCGUGGCCUUUCUGGCCGCACUGGGCGUGGCGGGGGCGGGGUACCAGGUGGCUCUCAUGGCGCCCACUGAGGUGCUGGCGGAGCAGCACGCGCGCGGGUUGGCCGCGCUCCUCGCCCGCGUCAACCGCCGCGCCAGCGAGGAGGGCCUGACCGGGCUGGCCCUGCCCGGGCUGGCGCUGGGCACCGCCUUUGCGCGCCUGGGCCUGGUAGUAAUCGACGAGCAGCACCGCUUCGGCGUCGCGCAGCGCGGGCGGCUGGCCGGUAAGGCGCGGCCGCCGCCCCACGUCCUGUCCAUGAGCGCCACGCCCAUCCCGCGCUCCCUGGCCCUGCUCAUGCACGGCGACCUGAGCCACGUGGUCAUCCGCGAGCAGCCGCCGGGCCGGGGGCCGGUAGCGACGCGGGUGCUGGACUCGCGUGAUGAGGCCGCACGCCGGCAGGUCUACCAGCACAUCCUGGAGGAGGUGGAGGCGGGGGGCCAGGCGUACAUCAUCUGCCCCCUGGUGGAGGAAAGCGCGGCGCCGGGCUUCGACGAUCUCAGGGCCGUGACGGAGGAGCACGCGAGGCUGACGCGGGAGGGGGUGCUGCCGGGGCACCUGUGCGGCCUCCUGCACGGCCGAAUGACCGGCGAGGAGAAGGAGGCGGCGCUCUCCGCCUUCUCCUCCGGCCGGGUCCCGGUCCUGCUUUCCACCACGGUGGUGGAGGUGGGCGUGGACGUCCCCGCCGCCUCGGUCAUGGUGGUGGAGGCCGCGGAGCGCUUCGGCCUGGCCCAGCUGCACCAGCUGAGGGGCCGGGUGGGCCGCGGUGCGCGCCCCGCCACCUGCUACCUCCUGGCCUCCACUGCGGCGGCGCGCGACAAGCUGGCGGUGCUGGCCUCCGCGCGCGACGGCUUCGAGGUCGCGGAGCUGGACUUUCAGGCGCGGGGCGCCGGAGACCUACUGGGGCGGCGCCAGAGCGGGCAGAGCCGCAUGCUGGGCUCCAGCCUCAAGGCGUGCUCGCUGCCGCGCGAUGCCGCUCUCUUAGAGCAGGCGAGGGCAGCGGCCGCCACCUUCUUGCACGCCAACCCCAACCCUCUGGACUGGCCUCCAGACCUGCUGGGUCCUGUGCUGCGGCACCAGUUCCUGGACCUGGACCUGCAUGAGAUGCCCAGCAGUUCUCUUGGGGGAGCGGCGGGGGGUGGCGCGGCCGACUGA